AACAGAGGAGUUGUUGAGAGAGAAAUGAAAUACUCUAGGGCUUCCGAACCACUGCAAUCGUGCUCCGAUGGACGACAUGGCUGCCUACUACGCUCAAACCCAACCACCCGCCCUUCUCAAUUAUUCAUAUUAUCAGCCACCUCCGCCGCCGCCUAUCAUGACGGUGGUGCCACCUCCUCCCGGCACCGUUUUCCCGCAUCCGCAGUAUGUUCCUCACCACCAGCAACAACCUCUCUACAAUUCCUUCGCUCUUCCUCAAUCCCCCACACACGAGGUCCGUACCCUCUUCGUUGCUGGACUCCCUGAAGAUGUAAAACCCCGCGAAAUCUACAACCUCUUCCGCGAAUUUCCUGGUUACGAAUCAUCGCAUCUUCGUAGCCCCACCAAUUCAUCACAGCCUUUUGCUUUUGCUGUGUUCAUGAAUCAGCAAUCUGCAGUAAUGGCAAUGCAUGCUCUGAAUGGGAUGGUGUUUGAUCUUGAAAAGAAUUCAACUCUUUAUAUUGAUCUUGCCAAAUCCAACUCUAGAUCUAAGCGAACGCGGAUAGAUGAUGAGAGAGGUGGCUCGGAUAAGAAAGCUAGAGGGUCUGCACCGUCAUGGGCGACUCCUGAUUCCGCAGGUGUUAGCAGCAUUCACAUGCCUGGAAUGGGUAAUCCUUCUAUCAACAUGAACACGAUUGGUUAUCCAUCUGCACAAAGUUAUGGGAGUGCUGAUGGAAAUGCUGUCAAUGAUGGUCUAUAUGGAAAUCUGAAAAAGUGUUCAAUACCUUACAUUCCUCAAAAUACAAUCCCCUGUGCAACUUUAUUUGUAGCUAAUCUGGGGCCGUCUUGUAAUGAACAAGAGCUAAUACAAGUGUUUUCUAGAUAUCCUGGAUUUUUGAAACUGAAGAUGCAGAGCACAUAUGGGGCUCCAGUUGCAUUUGUUGAUUUCCAGGACGUUGGUAGCUCCGCUGAUGCUCUAAACAAUCUGCAAGGCACCAUUCUUCACUCCUCUCCAGCUGGCGAGGGAAUGCGUUUAGAAUUUGCUAAAUCGCGGAUGGGAAUGCGGAAGAAGCCAAAGUAAGUUACAUGCUAGUAAGUAAAAAAAAUUGAGAUACACACUGUGCUGCGCUAUGAAUUGUUCUUUCCCGGUACAAUAGAAUGGAUGCUGAGUGGUUUUAUCCCAGAAUUUGCAAAUUUCAAAUUUCAGUCUCUUAAAAUGCAUAGUAGGACCCCACGGCCCAAGUUAAUUGUUUGUAUUUUUCGUAGUGUUAGAGUUUCACAUUGGAAAAGAUCACCCGGGAUUUUAUUGACUGUAAAUUUUAUAUAGAAGUACUUUUUUUUUACUUUUGAUGGAUUUAUGAUAAUUCAUAUCAAUUUUGUUUGAUGUGUAUCUUAUGUGUUGUAAUUUUGCUAGUGUAAUUUAUAUGCCACUUCAUACUUAGUGAAAAACUUAAAACUGAUCAUGGAA
Molecule: messenger RNA, 1447 nt
Organism: Lotus japonicus
Lineage: Eukaryota; Viridiplantae; Streptophyta; Magnoliopsida; Fabales; Fabaceae
Product: U1 small nuclear ribonucleoprotein A
Exons: 10
Coding region: 68-1060 (330 amino acids)
Molecular function (GO): mRNA binding
Source: RefSeq, a predicted model, not a curated record